Molecule: messenger RNA, 879 nt
Organism: Debaryomyces tyrocola
Lineage: Eukaryota; Fungi; Ascomycota; Pichiomycetes; Serinales; Debaryomycetaceae
Source: the annotation of a GenBank genome assembly
AUGAAAUUGAUUAAAUUCAGCAUACUUUUAUUAUUAACCAACUUAUCCUUAGCGUUAGACUGGACACAAUGGCUAACACUGAGUACUACUACAGCGCGUGGGACUUUAGCUAUCACUGGGGCCGUUGCAGGCUGGGCUCCAUCAGUAGUUGAGAGAUUUUACGAUAACUGCUGGCAAAAUGGUUUAAUGCCUAAUACCAAGUAUUACAUACCACUGAGACAAUGUGCAAAAACGCUAACUAGAGUCGUCAGCGAGUUAUGUAUUGGAGCAUCAGCCUUAGGAGCAAUCACUGGCUUUUGGAAGCGCGAUGAAAAUGUUAUAAGCUACGCACCAGGCUUUUCACCUGUUACUAUUGAUUUUAAAAAUAAGUUAGCAAAAUGUGACGAAGAUGUCACAUUUAAUGUAAGUGAUGGAACAAUAAUAACAAUGAAGUCCUGUGCAUUAGGCGAGCAAUAUGAAGACAGCACUUUCUAUUCUAAUUUAAUGGCACCACGUCUUAACGAUACUGCCACACCAUUAUCGUUAAUGCAAAUCAACCCAGAAGGCAAGUUAGCCUUACACAUAGUUAAACCACACAACUCUGUUCAAAAUUCUAAGCGUGAUUUUACAAUAAGCACUAAUGAAUACUCAUCGGCAGGUUCAGUGAUCUUAGAAUGUCAGUAUACCUUCGGUGAUGCUUCCUCUGCUUAUGAAGCCUCAAAUGACUGGGCAAAUACUUUUGAAGCUGCCGGUGACGGACAUAUGAUGCACUGGAGAUACUAUAGCCUACACGGCUAUAAUGGUAAUGAUAGCAGAAUGAAAUGCUGUUAUAAAAUAUAUGAUCACACUGAAACAGUCAACGGUUGGCGUGGAUGGGAUGAUGUUUGGUCAUCAUUUUAG